AGGCGGGAGAGCUAAUCAAAUUUGAUUAGAAGCUCUGCGCGUCUCCUCUACAGCGCCAAUGUUCAUUAAAAGCUUAAGAAGAGCAGAGAGAGAGAGAGAGAGAGAGAGAGAUAGAGGGCCAAAAGAGAGGAGAGAGAACGAAUUUGCAGAGAAGAGACGCAAACAAGGCCAAGAUGGUGAUUAUCAUUUUUAGCUUUCUUCUUUCCUGAUUUUCGUUAUAUAUAUAUAUAUGGUAAUGGCCGAUCUGUACGAACACAAGGCAUGCUCGUCCUCUCCUUCGUCUUCUGGCACCGCCGGUCUCGCUCUCGACCGUGACGAAAUCUCCGCGUUUCUUCACAAUCUGCUUCACAGCUCAUCUUCGUCUGCUUCUGCUCCCUCUUCCUCUUUCGUUUCCUCAUCUUGCAUGUCUUCGAAGGCCAAGUACAUGCACUCGUUCUCGUCUCCGCCGGCCCCGCCGCAUCCGUUGUUCCCGUCGCUACCGGAGGUUAAGUUGGCUGCGGGAAUGGUGGUGCCACCGGAGGAUCUGCCCCGGGCAAGCGGAUCGGUGCGUGUCAUUGACACGGACUCCGGCGUCCGGGACGGGACCGGGCCCUCGGCGACGAGUCUGAACUUUUCCGAUACAGGCGGGUAUUUUUCGUCGGACGCCAAAGAGCGCACACGAAACUGGCUUUCUUCUGCUGGCGGGUCGGAGUCUGAUGUGAUAACGUCUUCGGCAGAGCUAAACAAGUAUCCUGCGGAUUCUGAUCUCUAUGACUAUAGCGAGGAUCCGGAAUCGUCGGAUGUGCCCUUGAACCCUGCCCCGCGCCGAAGUUCAUCAAAGAGGAGUAGAGCCGCUGAGGUCCAUAAUUUGUCGGAAAAGAGGAGGAGGAGUAGGAUUAAUGAGAAAAUGAAAGCUUUACAAAUGCUAAUUCCGAAUUCUAAUAAGACAGAUAAGGCUUCCAUGCUUGAUGAAGCUAUUGAAUAUUUGAAGCAGCUUCAGUUACAAGUACAGAUGUUAUCAAUGAGAAAUGGAUUAAGUUUGCAUCCAGCUUACUUACCAGGAGUUCAACAGCCUAUGCAACUACUCCAAUUGGGAAUGUGCUUUGAUGAGGGAAAUGGAUUUCCUAAUACAAAUGGAGGGGGUGUGUUUUCUACAAACCAAGGGACAUCAGUGCAGACUGCAUAUCGUCUUCCCAACCAAUGCACUCCCUCAAGCCAACCAAUUGUCACUCCCCCAAUGACACAUAUCGCCAAUUCAGAAACUUCGUUUGGCUUGGAACCAUCUGUUCCAGCUCACUAUGGAUCAUUAAAUCUCUCCACAUCUUCCAAGGAGCUCUGCAGUGAAGAUGCAUUACCACUAUUGCAAUUGGAUAUGAGCGUCACUGGGAAAAAUUCAUCUGGUGUGUCUUCGUAGGUGAGGAGGUUAUACUCUCAAAUGACAAGGUGUUUAAAAUUUCUUGUAGUCAUAUUUGGUUGUCCAAUUUUUUGGAAUGUCAUAGCAAUUGCAAAUGUCUUUCUCAAAUGCGGACGUAUUUGACUCCAUUUACUUCAUUUACUAUGAGAACAGGUUGAGCACUCAUAAAUGUGUAAAAGAUUUUUUUUUUUCUUUCA
Molecule: messenger RNA, 1590 nt
Organism: Malania oleifera
Lineage: Eukaryota; Viridiplantae; Streptophyta; Magnoliopsida; Santalales; Ximeniaceae
Product: transcription factor SPATULA-like
Exons: 6
Coding region: 230-1393 (387 amino acids)
Cellular component (GO): nucleus
Molecular function (GO): protein dimerization activity
Source: RefSeq, a predicted model, not a curated record